GAAGUCCAGACACACACAGGACUCGGAGCUCAGCCUCACUUUACUCUGUUAUACUGACACAAACCCCACAGACGCUCAGGACACUGUGUGUGACAGUAAUCACACCUUGAAUCAGGAUGAAUCUACUGAUCAAACCUCCACAGAGUCUCUGGAUUCUGUCUGUAACGCUGGAGAACAGCAGAUCCUGAACACCAGACCACUCAACAUGUGUUCUGUCACACUGAUGGAGAUGGGAACACAAACACCAGCAGAAGAAGAACAUCACACUGAUGAAGAUGAGAAUCAUGAUAAGGAUGAUGAUGAUUUUAUUCCUUCAGAUGAGAGCGGUGAUUCAUGUUGUGAUGGAGAAACGGCCUCUACAUCAAAACAGCGACUGACAGCACAAACUCUUUCCUGCAUCACAGAGGGACAUGAGAGGAGACACACAGAACAGAAAGUCUUACAAGAGCAGCGACAUCAUUCAGAAAAGCACAAAGAGGAGAAAAUGUUUCUCUGUGAGCUGUGCGGGAGGAAUUUUGUCUCCUCUUUUAGUUUGAAAGUCCACAUGAGGACACACACUGGAGAAAAACCUUUCCACUGCAGUCAAUGUGACAAAUGUUUCCGCAUCAAAGGCUAUCUUGUUCUUCAUCAGAGAAUUCACACUGGAGAAAAACCGCACGCGUGUCCUCACUGUGAGAUGAGAUUCAGCCGUAAAACUCAUCUAAACAGACACAUGCGUUUACACAGCGAUGAGAGACCGUAUGAGUGCAGUGAAUGUGGAAAAACCUUUAAGAGGUCAGGUUCUUUAAAAUCACACCAUAAAAUACACUCUGAGGAGAAACUCUAUCAGUGUUCACACUGUGAUAAACAUUUCCGUGAGAAACUUUAUCUAAUAUAUCAUGAGAGAGUUCACACUGGAGAGAAACCUUACCUCUGCUCAUACUGUGGAAAGAGAUUUACAAGACGAAGUACUUUCAGCUUUCAUGAGAGAGUUCACACUGGAGAGAAACCUUAUCACUGCAGUGUUUGUAAGAAGAGUUUCACCACACACGGGACCUACUCGAGGCAUCAGAGAACUCACACAGCUGAAAGACUUUAUAAAUGUUCUCAGUGUGACAAGACUUUUGCUCGAUUAGAUGUCCUUAUUUUCCAUGAGAGAGUUCACACUGGAGAGAAACCUUAUCACUGCUCCAUCUGUGGAGAGAGAUUCACUUAUUUAAAAUGUCUUAAAGCUCAUGAGAAGAAACAUGCUGGAAAACAAACUGCAGUGGAAUCAUCAUAGCGUCUUCAAUCAAUAUGAUAAUUUUGCUUGAACUCAAAGUUCUUAUAUUUCUGUGGUCUUGAGAAAAUAAUAAUCUACAAUCUGUGGAUCUAACGAUCAGUAGUGAUGGCGAGAUGAAGCCUCAUGAAGGUUUGAAGCUUUUCAGCCAAGUGGUUCACAAAAGGGUUCAUUUCUCGAGGCUUCAUUUGCUCACAAUACCAUCUGGUGGCCAAAGAGGGUAAAGCAGGCAGAUACAUUACAGAUGUGCCUGAUGUGGUCUGUGAUACACUGUAUUUUGCGCCAGUUAAGGCUUAGAAAUAACGGUGAAGAAAAAAAUCAAUUUCCACAUAGACUAAUCUAUUUAUAUGAAUAUGAUGUGUAUUUUCUGGUGGUAUAUAAAUCAAUUAUUUGGUCAUAAUAGGCAGAAGGGGCAAUAUUAUUAUCCUAAAACUGGAAAGUGUCUGGGCUUAACUGGCAGAGGGCAGUGAAUGUGAUUGUGGUACUUGGUUUAUAUAGCUGUCAAAACGGCAAGAUUCGAACCGCUUACUGAACCACUCGGGCGGAAGCGAGGCUUCAGACGGCUCAGAACGUAACAUCACUAACGAUCAGUUCAUCGGGAGAAUUUCUCAGUUUAUUUUUGAAACAUACUAAAAUAUCUCAUCAUAAAAUCUCAUUUGUAUUCAUAGUACCGAACAUUUAUUUGAUUUAUCGUUUACUUGUAUUUACUGGUUUAACCCUAACCCUGAUGGCACACGUACAUCUGGCAGACAUAUAUUUGACGUCUGCAUUUUCAUCUGCAAGACAUCUGACAGAUGCUGUUUGCUCGUCUGCCCUACAUCUCUGAGAUGUCUGCUGUCAGAUGUCAUGUAGACCUCUAGAAGACGUCUGUAAGAUGUGUGUGAUGUAGAAUGGAUGUACAACAGCUCUUUCUAAGAUGUUUGGCAGAUUUUUUCCAGAUCUUUAGCAGACAUAUUACAGACGUACCUGUGCUAUCUGGGAAUAAAUCACUGUGCAAAACGACCUUGCUUCAUUGAUAUGUUGACAUUACUUUGUGUUUAUGAGCUGUACAUUAUUAUGCCGGUGUCUGUGACACAAAAUAAACACAUCUGUGCCUAUAACACUGUUUGAGUAGCCAUUUGUGGGAAUAUUAUAAUGAUAGCCGGUUAGUCACGUCCAUCUCUGUUCACCGUAAUAAAGAUAAGAAUCCGCAUAUAAUCACUUCUAAAUUUUGGUAUUAGCUAAACAUUUAUGCUAAUUAGGCCUAAGGUUUGCCUGCAGACGCCCGCAUCGGAGGUGCUCUGUUGGUACGAGACAGUAGUCUGCCUUUAUAAACUAUACACUGUGGACUUCAGAAAACACAGUGGACCAAAGUCCUCUUUUCAGAUGAAAGUAAAUUUUGCAUUUCAUUUGGAAAUCAAGGUCCCAGAGUCUGGAGGAAGAGAGGAGAGGCACAGAAUCCAUGUUGCCUGAAGUCCAGUGUGAAGUUUCCACAGUCAGUGAUGGUUUGGGCUGUCAUGUCAUCUGCUGGUGUUGGUCCACUGUGUUUUCUGAAGUCCACAGUCAACGCAGACAUCUACCAGGACAUUUUACAGCACUUCAUGAUUGCUUCU
This is a messenger RNA of Triplophysa rosa, 2850 nucleotides long. Its product is annotated as zinc finger protein 239-like. The record is from RefSeq and is a predicted model, not a curated record. The transcript has 2 exons. Bases 206 to 1261 code for a protein of 351 amino acids. Gene Ontology annotation, biological process: regulation of transcription by RNA polymerase II. Gene Ontology annotation, cellular component: nucleus. NCBI's taxonomy places the organism in Eukaryota, Metazoa, Chordata, Actinopteri, Cypriniformes, Nemacheilidae. Gene Ontology annotation, molecular function: RNA polymerase II cis-regulatory region sequence-specific DNA binding; DNA-binding transcription activator activity, RNA polymerase II-specific.